Molecule: messenger RNA, 1419 nt
Organism: Naegleria fowleri
Lineage: Eukaryota; Heterolobosea; Eutetramitea; Acrasida; Naegleriidae
Exons: 1
Coding region: 1-1419 (472 amino acids)
Source: RefSeq, a predicted model, not a curated record
AUGAAAAUUCAAGUGAUUGCUUCUUCUUUUUCAAAAGAGAGAAAUUCUCUCGAUCCGAACAACAACAACAAACAAGAUUCCACCAUGGUGGAGAUGAGUAGCAUCAUGAUGAAAGAUUUGUUGAAAAUUCUGAUCAUUUUUGAAAAAAGUAGAUGCAACUUGUCAAAUUUACUUUUUGAAGGAUUGAAUGAGGCUGAUGAUGACUAUUACCGUUUUUUUAAGAACCAAACGAUUGAAAUUGGAAAUCAUACUCAAAGUAUUUAUGAUGUACUGAAAGAUCAUCUUUCUAAACAAUAUUCGAAUCUUGUAAAAAAGGUGACACAAUCGUUAAAGCAGAGUGACAUGAUCGAUGUUAGAAAUUCUCAAUUUGUGAGAAUGUUCAUUCAAUGUACAGAGCUUCCAAGUAUCAUUUUGUUUCUUUAUUCGAUCAUUCAGGGAAAAGAAAAAAUUAUUCCAUUAGAUAUCCUUGCCUUAUUGGAUCAAUGUGGCUUCCUUUGGGGACAAUCACAAUCUUACAUUGAUUACAGUUUGUUCAUUAUCAGACAAUUAAGAUUAUUACUGAAAUCGGAAUUUAUUUACAGACAAAUAUAUUCCAAAGACAAAGACAGAUCCAUAAUUCCUUGUGAACACUUUUUAGAACAUGGUAUUCAACAAAAGCUCUCCAAUUAUUUUGGAAUACAUCAUUGUGUGUGGGUGACAGGUAUCUACUCAAGCACUUCUCUUCCAUUAUCUAGUGGAGGAGUUAGCAUUUCCAUUGAAAAUUUUGGAGUUUUUAUCCAAUUACACAGUCUCUUAAAACACAAACCAAAGUAUUAUUCUCUAAAUAGAGAAGAACUCAUUUUGCAUGAACUGAUUCAUGCCUGUAGAGAAAAUCUUCACUCCACACGAUUUGAAGAAGAAUUUGCCUACUCACUCUCACCGAAUAUUCUUCGAAGAUUACUUGCUCCAAUCACCAGAGGAACUACAGAAUCUCUUUUAUUUUACCUCUUCUCCAUUCUGAGUGUCACUUCAGAUUUACCAAAAUUUCCAAGAUGGUUCUCUUUGUCCUCUAAACUUCCCUUUCUAUGGAUCAUUCUCUUUGGAAUGAUUCGAUUAAUGAAAACGAAACAAAUCCUCACUCAUGCUCGAACAUUGAUGACCAGAGUGCUGAUGCUGCUACAUCCAACACUCACUACACAUCAGUUGGACUCGAUCGUUUCAAGUUUAUUGUUUCGUCUCACCGAUGAAGAAAUUGAAUACUUGUCUCAAUGGUAUAAUGACCAGAACCGAAUGAAGAAGGAAAACAACAACAAGUUCCAUGAAAUGAUUCAACACUACAUUUCUGAUGAAAGUAACUUGUCUCGUUGCAUUCGAUGGAAAAUCAUUCAACACAGAUUCAUUUCCAAUCAUCCUUUUGACUUUAGGACAUCAAAGAUGUAA